This is a messenger RNA of Xyrauchen texanus (razorback sucker), 2236 nucleotides long. RefSeq names its product magnesium transporter NIPA2-like. The transcript has 6 exons. Gene Ontology annotation, cellular component: membrane. NCBI's taxonomy places the organism in Eukaryota, Metazoa, Chordata, Actinopteri, Cypriniformes, Catostomidae. Gene Ontology annotation, biological process: magnesium ion transport. Gene Ontology annotation, molecular function: magnesium ion transmembrane transporter activity. The record is from RefSeq and is a predicted model, not a curated record. The coding region runs from base 682 to 1785 and encodes 367 amino acids.
ACAUAUAACAACUUUUCAACUCAAUGAUCCAAUCAAACAGCCUUUUAAAUUAUCAUACAAUAUUUAACCGCAUGAGGGAGACUCUAUGGGGCUGUUUAGACCAAACGCGUUAAUGUGUUUAAAAAAAGCAGCAAAAAAGCAAGACGAAUUGUAACGAAUGGAAGAGCGCUGGUGUCUCGAGACGCGGUUUUAAAAGUUGAAGUUCUUUUAACUUGCAACGGUGUCUAAAAGGUGCUGAGCUCCUGCGCGAGACGCUGAAGAAACAAACAAGAAAAUAAUUGAUAAACAGCGCGGACGAAUGUAAUAACUAUUUUGGUGUGAACUGGCCCUUACACAGGGCCUUUCUGAGGAGAGAUUCUGCGCAUGCGCAAGAUGAUCCGCAAAGGUUCGCGUCAACAUCGCGUCUGAUUUUUAUGGUCGCGAGAGACACGAAAGUCAAAACUGUGAAAUCAACACGAUGUCGAGCUGAUCGCUGAUCGAAGGUAUUCAGAAGGAGUUAAUAACUUUCGUUAGACAUCCGUGCUCUUAGGGUGUCUGUUUUGCUGUGAACUAUGAAGCUAAUUGGCUAGGCUAUCCGGCUGGGUUUGUCAAGGUAUCACAGUUGGCAAGGACUGCUCCUCUGGACUGAAUCUUUUGUGUGUAGCUGUCAAUGUGACGGAAGGAAACUCUACGGACGACACCAUGGGCCAAGACAGAGGAAAGUAUGAUUUCUAUAUAGGCCUCGGCUUGGCCAUAAGCUCCAGUAUAUUCAUCGGAAGUAGUUUCAUCUUAAAGAAGAAAGGACUCCUUCGACUGGCCAGAAAAGGCUCUAUGCGAGCAGGCCAAGGUGGCCAUGCAUACUUAAAAGAAUGUCUUUGGUGGGCCGGCUUGUUAUCAAUGGGGGCUGGUGAAGCUGCCAAUUUUGCUGCAUACGCCUUUGCUCCUGCCACUCUCGUCACUCCUCUCGGGGCCCUCAGUGUGCUAGUGAGUGCAGUCUUGUCUUCAUACUUUCUGACUGAGAGGUUGAACCUACACGGGAAGCUUGGUUGUUUGCUCAGUAUCCUGGGCUCCACUACCAUGGUGAUACAUGCACCUAAAGAAGAGGAGAUCGACAGCCUGAAAGACAUGGCCAAAAAACUGGUCGAUCCAGGCUUUGUGGUCUUCGCAGCAGCUGUCAUCAUUAUAGCUCUCAUUUUCAUCUUCGUAUUUGGCCCACGCCAUGGGCAGACCAACAUCCUGGUGUACAUCACUAUCUGCUCUGUGAUUGGUGCCCUGUCUGUGUCUUGUGUAAAGGGAUUGGGCAUUGCCAUUAAGGAGGCCAUUGCUGGAAAGCCAGUAGUGCAAAACCCUUUGGCUUGGCUGCUGCUCCUGAGCCUGAUAGCCUGUGUCAGUACACAGAUCAACUACCUGAACAAAGCUCUGGACAUAUUUAACACAUCUCUAGUAACACCCAUCUACUAUGUGUUCUUCACCACCUCGGUGCUGUCGUGCUCCGCCAUAUUGUUCAAAGAAUGGGAACACAUGGGUGCUGAUGACAUCAUCGGCACGUUGAGUGGCUUCAUCACUAUUAUCGUUGGUAUCUUCCUAUUGCACGCCUUUAAGGAUGUUAGUAUUAGCUUGGCGACACUUGCUGUGUCCGUUAGGAAGGAGGAUAGGAAUGGGCCUGUAUUAAAUGGCAUGGCAUCUCACAACCACUCUAAUUAUGAGCUGCUACAUAAUGAAGUCACAGAGGACAUUGAGGAUAGAGAGUUGGGCUUGCCAUUUGACAGCAUUUCCAGAAGAAAUGGCACUAUGACAGCAUCUUAGGGCCACAAAGUAAGCAACGUGCAGCAGGUCAUUAAUGAAAAUAAUGUUUUGCUGCUAACAUUUUUCCAAUACUAGAUAAAAACCUAAUGGACCAAUUGAUUGUACUAAGGGUUUUGUCUUCUUAGCCUUACUUUUUUCCCUCUCUUGUUUCUGACUAGACUACAUGGUAAGGCAUUAUCUCAUUCCUCAUGUAGCACUGUAAAUAUACAACUGUACGAUUUUGAGAGACUUUUGUUAUAUAUUUAUGUACAGAUAUCUGUAUUUACAUGCACUGAGAUCUGAGCUUUCUACAAAGACUGGUAGUUGCUUUCAUUUUGUAAUAAAGAUAUCCAAGUGGAAUGAGUUGACCUUAUGUAUAUUUUAGUCUUAAUUUAAAGGAAAAGUUCACUCAUAAAUGAAAUUUCAGCUAUCAUAUUUUUUCUCUUUAUUCUGUUGAAUAUUACUUUUAAAU